This is a messenger RNA of Scomber japonicus (chub mackerel), 1074 nucleotides long. It is a transcript of the gene tgfb2, whose product is annotated as transforming growth factor, beta 2. Gene Ontology annotation, molecular function: cytokine activity; growth factor activity; type III transforming growth factor beta receptor binding. Gene Ontology annotation, cellular component: extracellular region. The transcript has 6 exons. Gene Ontology annotation, biological process: BMP signaling pathway; transforming growth factor beta receptor signaling pathway; regulation of cell population proliferation. Bases 143 to 976 code for a protein of 277 amino acids. Lineage: Eukaryota; Metazoa; Chordata; Actinopteri; Scombriformes; Scombridae. The record is from RefSeq and is a predicted model, not a curated record.
CUUACUGCCUUCAUGUCAGAGUGACUCUUUGACUUUUCUCAGCACCUAGAAAUCACCUGUCUCUCUCUCUUUUGUUUCAGAUGUCAUCUCUCCUACACACUUCAGCCCUUACUACAGGUGGCUAACCUUUGAUGUGUCCUCCAUGGAAAAGAACGCCUCCAACCUGGUGAAGGCUGAGCUCAGGAUCUUCCGUCUUCAAAACCCCGGGGCCCGUGUGUCUGAGCAGCGCAUUGAGCUAUACCAGAUUUUAGCACACAAAGACCUGACGUCCCCAACACAGAGAUAUAUUGACAGCAAGGUUGUACGAACACAGACGGACGGGGAAUGGCUUUCCUUUGAUGUGACAGAGGCAGUGAGUGAAUGGCUGAACCACAGAGACAGAAACAGUGGAUUCAAGAUUAGCCUGCACUGCCCAUGCUGCACAUUUGUACCAUCAAAUAACUUCAUUAUUCCCAACAAGAGUGAGGAGCUGGAGGCACGGUUUGCAGGUAUUGAUGACAGCUUCAUCCCUGGUGGUGACCUGAAGGUAUUUAAGAAGCGGCGGCACAGCACUCGGGCUCCACACCUUCUCCUCAUGCUGCUGCCUUCAUACAGGCUGGAGUCCCAGUCCCAGCACAAGAACCAUCGAUCCAAGAGAGCCCUGGACGCUGCCUACUGCUCCAGAAAUGUUCAGGACAAUUGCUGCUUACGGUCACUUUACAUCGAUUUUAAGAAGGACCUGGGCUGGAGGUGGAUUCAUGAGCCCAAAGGCUACGAGGCCAACUUCUGCGCAGGGGCCUGUCCAUAUCUGUGGAGUGCAGACACCCAGCAUUCCAAGGUGUUAGGCCUGUAUAACACCAUCAACCCUGAAGCAUCAGCAUCACCCUGCUGUGUCUCCCAGGACCUGGAGCCUCUCACCAUCCUCUACUACAUUGGCAAGACCCCCAAAAUAGAGCAGCUUUCCAAUAUGAAGGUCAAGUCCUGCAAGUGCAGCUAGAAGCUCUUACAACUCAUCACAAACACUCUCUCCCUUCCUUCACAUAAACACGCACACACAUGCAGUGGACUCGGGCAUACAUGCAGUCAAACCGCAGC